AUGAGAGAAUUGAGUCCAAAGCUAUCUAUUAGUAUUCAGAUAUUUUUCAUAAAUCCUGUAAAUGAUAGAGAAGAGUUUAAUUAGAUAUAGCUUUUCAUGUAAAUAUUUAAUUUCAGAGAAAAUAGGGAAAGUGUUUCUCUAAUAAAUUAAUCAAAAUCAGAAUUAAAUUAUAAAAGAAUCCAUAUUUAUACAAAUUUCAAAAAUAGAUUUUUAUAAAUAUAUGAAGCAACAAACAAAUAAGCGUCAAAAGCCGAAAUCAAGUGUAAAUUUAUCUAAAAUGAAGCCAGUUGAAGUAAAAACCAUUAAUAAAACGACCCACCUUAUGCAGAAAACAGUUGAGACAUCAAUUACUAGGUGCAAAAAAGGCAAAAAGCCGAAAAUGCUCAAUUUAUUAGAGAAAAUUCAAAAAAAUCAGUCAAAAGAGCCUAAAGAAAGUCCAAAUAUAAAAUCAGAACAAGAUCCAAUCAUGAUGGAUUGGACUCCAAUAUUUAAGACUAUAAUUGUAUCAAGAAAUUCAAAAGGAAAAAUUAAUGAAGAAUUCAGUGGACGAAAAACCAUGAGUUCUAAUUUCCCCUUUAAAUUAGAACAAUACACAGGUAAAAUUUCCAUUUUUUGGUGCUGUAGCCCCCUUUAAAUUAGAACAAAUUCUUUUUUCAAUAGAAAAAUUUUAUAGGUGAAAUUAAUGUUUUACCUAAUACAAUGGAAAAGUGAAUAGAAUUUUAUUUAAAACAGCUUUCACACUGAAUCGAUUAAUUUUUGAAUUAAUUCUUUGUUCAAUUUAUAUAUUUUUUUAGUUUUUAAAAAUUUUUAAGAAAAAUAGAACAGGAUUUGCUGUCAAUUCAAGGGCGGGAGGAAUGAGCGUAAAGAUUCCGAUCUUAAUCAGUCUGAUGAUAUCGGGAUUAUUUAUCAGAAAGAAAAUCCAAAAAUAUGGGCCCAAGGUAUUGAAAAUGUUCCCUGCAGUGAAGCUCCAAUCGAGGAUAAACCAAAUUUUCCAAUUCGUUUUUAA
This is a messenger RNA of Blepharisma stoltei, 1006 nucleotides long. The record is from the annotation of a GenBank genome assembly. NCBI's taxonomy places the organism in Eukaryota, Ciliophora, Heterotrichea, Heterotrichida, Blepharismidae.